Molecule: messenger RNA, 677 nt
Organism: Triticum urartu
Lineage: Eukaryota; Viridiplantae; Streptophyta; Magnoliopsida; Poales; Poaceae
Source: RefSeq, a predicted model, not a curated record
GAUUACCAUGUAAAGUUCGCGCACGCACGCACGCACGCAGAGAGGAAAUCUUCAUCCAUAGCUCUUCUCCAAGUUAUUAAACAGGGCCAUGUGUUUCCAUUUGUGAGGCGCAGAGCAAAUAAAUCCUCAGUGAGUCAGUGGCGAUGAUGUUGAGCCGGCGAAGAUCACCGGUAGUGGCUUCGCUACAGCUGCCGCUGGUGACAACUCUUCUGUUUCUAUGGGUCCUAAGCUGGGGGCAUGCAACAGCAGAUGCUGAUAUAGCUAACAUGACGGCACUCCAGAAACAUGUCUCUUUUUUCGACCGUAACAAGGAUGGCAUCAUUACUCCUACAGAAACAUUUGAAGGAUUUGUUGCAAUUGGUUGUGAUGUUGCGUAUUCUAGAGACUCUGCCUCUUCCGUGCAUGCUGCCCUUGGUCCUAUAACAAGCCCGGUUGAUGCACCAUUGCCCCACAUUAAUAUUCACAUAGGCCUAAUCCACAGAGCAAUGCAUGGAAGUGAUUCAGGUGCAUUAGAUGCCAAAGGAGGCUGUAAGUUUGUUCCCCAAAAAUUCGAGGAAAUAUUCAUAAAGCAUGCAAAAGCCAGACCAGAUGCGCUGACAUCCUCAGAGGUGGAGGAGAUGAUACUAGCAAAUCGAGAUCCACUAGACCCUCGAUCAUGGUAAUUUUCGUUGGAACUU